Messenger RNA from Trichoplax adhaerens, 865 nucleotides. RefSeq lists its product as uncharacterized. Gene Ontology annotation, cellular component: SREBP-SCAP-Insig complex; endoplasmic reticulum. Lineage: Eukaryota; Metazoa; Placozoa; Uniplacotomia; Trichoplacea; Trichoplacidae. The transcript has 4 exons. The coding region runs from base 1 to 642 and encodes 213 amino acids. Gene Ontology annotation, biological process: SREBP signaling pathway; cellular response to insulin stimulus; cholesterol biosynthetic process. The record is from RefSeq and is a predicted model, not a curated record.
AUGACCAACGUCAAAUCACUUCGUUCGGCACUAGUUCCUUGGCUUCGAAUAGUCAUUGCCUUGUUUUUCAUUGGUGUCAUAUUCGCUCUUGUACUGAAUGUCUUACAAGUUCAACGUAAUGUAGCCGCUUUUUCGCGAGACGUCCUGUCAGGCCUCGCUUUGUUUGGCCUAUCAAUGUCUACUUGGUGGAUGCUGCCAUCAUAUGGUACUGGUGCUGUAUUGAUUGGAUUGGCAUUUCCUUGUGCAGAUCAUCAUUUAGGUGAAUCUCCUAAAAUCAAGAACGAGUGGACAAGUAUAAUGCGUUGUACUGCUUUAUGGAUAGGAAUUAAUCACGCUGCCGCUACACUUAAUUUUUCAACACCUGCUCAGCUAACAUUCUGGGUAUCGGCAAUGUCACUUUGUUUGUGGUGGUUAUACGAUCGCACUCGAACUGGUCUUUUCUUGGCCAUGCUAUCGGCUGUUGUUGCUACGGGCUUUAAUCAAAUUUUAGUCUCAAAUGGUGUCUUUAGUUACAAUGAGCCAGAUUUGUUAUCUGUCAAGUCUUGGCUACCGUCGAUUUAUUUCUCAGGUGGACUUACAAUUGGAAAUAUUGGGAGACAACUUGUUGUGUAUGAAGAUUUAUACAAGCCUCAUCAAGAUUAAACUUGAAUUAAAUCUCAAAUUGUAUCAUAGCUCAUUUUUGUAAAGUGACUUGCUUAUACUCUAUAUUGUCCUGGACUGGACAUAAGACUCCUACUAAAAUCUUUGUAAUAAUGCGGAGAAAAUGGCCGUAUUAUAUUGACUGUAAAUGAACUUUUACUGAUAUCAUUCUAGUCCAUGCAGUGCAUGCCUAGCAAUGCAAAUGUAGCGUUUCACUACUAAAUCC